Messenger RNA from Acanthosepion pharaonis, 1200 nucleotides. NCBI's taxonomy places the organism in Eukaryota, Metazoa, Mollusca, Cephalopoda, Sepiida, Sepiidae. The record is from the annotation of a GenBank genome assembly.
AUGGUAGUAACAUUAUAUUCAACCUUACAGCGUCUUCAAUUGUCGAAAUUUCAUGGACGAUCACUCAGUAAUGACAAUAUCUAUAAAGGGGUCGCAUUACGACCAAACAGUUUCAACAAUAUUAAAUAUCUAUCUAUCUAUCUAUCUAUCUAUCUAUCUAUCUAUCUAUCUGUUGUCUUCUUCCUCUUACCCAAACCGUGCCAACGUCCAGAAGGGACACGGCAUAUUAGAAGAUGUUCUUCCGACCUAACUUUUUCUUCUAUUAAAUUCCUCUUCUCAAUGGACUCUUUCUCCCCCUCCUCCUCCUCCUCCUCCUCUUCCUUCUUCUUCUUCUUCUUCUUCUUCUUCUUCUUCUUCUUCUUCUUCUUCUUCCCUUUUUUCUCAGGAUUUAACUUACUCUCUUCCUUCCUAUCAACACAAAUUUUCAUUCUCUUUGUCUUUUCUUCCCCCGGAGAAAUGCUUCUUAAAUUUCAUUCGUUCUUUUCUUAUCCUCGCCUACCUACCCUCUUUUUCACAUGGAAAUUCCAAAGUUUUAGGUUGCCUUUCUUUUCUGUGAACGUUUUUAUUAACCUUCGUCUCUUCACACAAUUUCAAUUUGUGCCUGCAUAUCUAUCUAUCUAUCUAUCUAUCUAUCUAUCUAUCUAUUUCAGUUUUCUGUUAAUAUCUAUCUAUCUAUCUAUUUCAGUCUGUUCAUUUUUUUAUUCUAUCUAUCUAUCUAUCUAUCUAUCUAUCUAUCUAUCUAUCUAUCUAUCUAUCUAUUUCACACUUAAUUUAUUUCAUUCUGCCUGCCUGCCUAUCUAUCUAUCUAUCUAUCUAUCUAUCUAUCUAUCUAUCUAUCUAUCUAUCUAUGGUUUAAGUCGGUUAAUAUCUAUCUGGGUGUAUACAUAUCUAUCUAUCUAUCUAUCUAUCUAUCUAUCUAGACACACACACCCAUAUAUAUAUACUUUCUGUUCAUAUCUGUCUAUUUAUCUACCUUUAUAUCAAAAUAUGUAUUUAUAUCGCAUUUUGUUCCUAUCUAUCUAUCUAUCUAUCUAUCUAUCUAUCUAUCUAUCUAUCAUUUUCAAUUUGUCCAUAUCUAUCUAUCUAUCUAUCUAUCUAUCUAUCUAUCUAUCUAUCUAUCUAUCAUUUUCAAUUUGUCCAUAUCUAUCUAUCUAUCUAUUAGAGAAUUCGCCAGCUGGCUGCGAUGAACUUGUGCGAUAA